Molecule: messenger RNA, 7189 nt
Organism: Lepisosteus oculatus (spotted gar)
Lineage: Eukaryota; Metazoa; Chordata; Actinopteri; Semionotiformes; Lepisosteidae
Gene: man2a2
Product: mannosidase, alpha, class 2A, member 2
Biological process (GO): N-glycan processing; protein deglycosylation; mannose metabolic process
Cellular component (GO): Golgi membrane
Molecular function (GO): carbohydrate binding; alpha-mannosidase activity
Source: RefSeq, a predicted model, not a curated record
CAGUGCAACUAAGGCUGGGAUUUCAAAGAGCCGGAUAACGGUACGGCCGGAUAAAUAUUCCUAUUUGGAAGUGAUGUGAAUAUUCUUAUAAAUUGACGCCGCUGAAAAAUAAUCGGGUGUUUGGGUGGGCAAAGUGGAGAGGAGCACUGAAGUAUUGAAGCCCGUCUGCUUGGCAAGCUUGGUGCUCGGUUAUCGUAUCCUGCUUUCAGUACCUUCCCUGACCCUGUGAGAUAUCAUUAUUUCAAAAGGGGGACACCAGCUGCUCUCGCACACCUUUAUCAUGAUCUUCAACCUGGCAUUGAAAUGCUCAGAGCUGUGAUUCGCGAGUGUGGGUUUCUGACACUGAGCCCCUCGUAGCAAAACCCAGGUGUCUGCUUUCUUUUCUCCCUCCUGAUGGACUGCAGACACACCAGGAUAAAACCUGCGGGAGGGACUGAUGUGAGGCUGUGUUGGAAGAGCAGCGACUAGAAGGAUGCCGCAGGAUGACUGACAGGCUUGAACAGAGAAAGAGAGAGCGAGACUCCCAGAGAGACAGUGGCAAUGCGGACACAGGAAAAAAAGUGCCGCACACAGCAAUUUCUUUGAAAACCCCCCGUUUGCCAGCUUGUUUACUUUGAAACACAGACCUUUCUAAGCACGGAGUUCCGUUUUUUUAAUAUUUCUAAUAUCCAUCUAUGAGAGCCUUGAUCAUCUGAUCUUCAGAGACCUUGAAUCAACAAGGACAGAUGGCUGAAUAGUCAAGGUGGCUCAGUCGUGCUGCUGCAUUGGAAAUAAAAUUCGUCCGUGUAUUUGCAGGACAAACCAGGCGUCAGUAAGUCCUGGUUUUGAUACAAAGUCUUCUGUGUGGAAGGCUAAGUGACACUGGCAGGCGGCAAGCUGAUGAGAUUAACACGCUGUUGGAUUUAUACACCCAGGGAAAGAAGAGCACAUGCCCAGCUUCACACUUUCUUUAGGAGGAUGGAGAAUGAAAUCCAGGUCAUGGAUUGCAGCUUGUAGUGUUGGUGACUAAUAGAUGAUCAGCUUUAGUCACACUUGUAUGGACAGAUCCAGAGGUGCUAGUAAAAAAAAAUAGUAUCUUGAGUCUCAUAUCCACAAACGUCCUGGUAAGGGGGGAAAAAGCAGGCCCUCAGAAUCUGGGGAAACAAAGUUCUUUCUGUAGAUCAAAAUCUUAAAAAAAACUUUACUUUUUCUAAAACUGAGCUUGUUCAUGUGCAACGCAGAUACAGCAGUAAGCAAUCGGAUCCAGCUAAUUUAAAACCCCCAGUUUGGAACCCCAGCAACUUUUAGCCUCAGCUAAAUAAAGCCCAGCUAACUCCCUGCCAAAUCAUUUUACAUUCAGUCCCAGUGUGAACCUGCUGUGCUCGCUGUUACAGCUUAACCUUUUGGGCCACGUACGCGACUGGGAGUUUUGGAUGGGUUUAAGGAUUAGAAGGACUGCAAGCUUGGAUUGGUUUAGCAGAAAGUAGGAGAGCCCACACCAUGGGUCACAGACAAUAGGCUGCCUGUCUCUGUCUGAAGACUGUUCUGGGUUACUUGUUUGGUUGAUUAAAUAUGAAGACCACAGUGCUGAUGCCCGGGAGUUGCUGAAGUGUGGCUGUUGCUGUCGGGCCACUUGCCAGUUUCAUCUCUUCAGUCUCCUCUGCCUCCCUGUUCUGUCUUCGUUGGCUGAAAGUUUAACUCCAGCCGCAAUGAGUCGGGAGUACUGCUGCUGUCAAUGGUCCAACUAAGUCCACUUGUUACUGAGCCAGACAGGUAUUACAUCACUGUGUAGGACAUCCUUGUUCAGCCGUCAAGGACAACAGGCUUUGCUGUGCCUGGCUGCCUGUUACGGACCUCGAAGGGAGGGGGUGGGGAGGGGGGGCUUUGCCGGAAUUCAGCGGGCUCCUGUCAGAGCAGCUGGGCUGCAUAAUGAAGCUGAAGAAGCAAGUCACAGUGUGUGGUGGGGCCAUCUUCUGCGUGGCUGUCUUUUCUCUCUACCUGAUGCUGGAUCGAGUCCAACAUGACCCAGCCCGGCGGCAGGGCGUAGGAAACUUCCCCAGGAGCCAGAUCUCGGUGUUGCAGAACCGUAUUGAGCAGCUGGAGCAGCUGUUGGAGGAGAACCACCAGAUCAUCAGCCACAUCAAGGAUUCAGUGCUGGAGCUGACGGAGACUGGAGCAGGGGCCCCUGGGGGCCAAAUUCCCUUCCGCAGCCACAAUGGCUCUUGGGUGGUGCCUUUUGAUGGACGCCCUGCCUUCCUGUCUGUCUCACCACAGGAUUGUCAGUUUGCCCUUGGGAAUCAGGGGCAGAAGACGGAUUUACAAACGCUUGAUGUGUAUUCCCUGCUGAGCUUUGACAAUGUAGAUGGCGGAGUGUGGAAGCAGGGCUUUGAGAUCACCUAUGAUCCCAGUGAGUGGGACAACGAGCCGCUGCAGGUGUUUGUGGUGCCGCACUCCCACAAUGAUCCAGGCUGGAUUAAGACCUUUGACAAGUAUUACUUCGACCAGACGCAACACAUCAUCAACAACAUGCUGGUCAAACUGCAGGAGGACCCGCGGCGCAAGUUCAUCUGGUCCGAGAUCUCCUUCUUCGCCAAGUGGUGGGAGAGUGUGGACAUGCAGAAACGGGAAGCUAUGAGCAAACUGAUUCGGAGUGGUCAGGUGGAGAUGGUGACAGGGGGCUGGGUGAUGACCGAUGAGGCCAAUGUCCACUACUUUGCAAUGAUUGACCAGCUCAUUGAGGGGCACCAGUGGUUGGAAAAGAACAUAGGAGUUACCCCACGGUCUGGCUGGGCUGUUGACCCCUUCGGUCACAGUGCCACCAUGUCUUAUGUGUUGAAGAGGGCCAAUCUGACCAGCAUGCUCAUCCAAAGGGUGCACUACUCCAUCAAGAAACACUUCUCUGCCACACAGAGCCUGGAGUUCAUGUGGAGGCAAGCGUGGGAUCCUGCCUCUAGUACAGAUAUCUUCUGCCACAUGAUGCCCUUCUACAGCUAUGAUGUGCCACACACCUGUGGCCCUGAUCCCAAAAUCUGCUGCCAGUUCGACUUCAAAAGGCUGCCAGGUGGGAGGGUGAACUGUCCCUGGAAAGUGCCCCCCCGUGCCAUUGUCGAGGCGAAUGUGGCCGAGAGAGCCAAACUCCUCCUUGAUCAGUACCGGAAGAAAUCGAAGUUGUUCCGCAGCAAAGUGGUUCUGGUCCCACUGGGAGACGACUUCCGAUAUGACAAGGCACAGGAAUGGGAUCAGCAAUACAUCAACUACCAGAAGCUCUUUGACUACAUGAACUCGCACCCUGAGAUGCAUGUGCAUGCCCAGUUUGGGACACUGACGGACUACUUUGAUGCCGUUUACACCACGAAUGGUGUGGCACACGGGACCAGACCUCCUGACUACCCUGUGCUGAGUGGGGACUUCUUUGCGUAUGCAGACCGAGAGGACCACUAUUGGAGUGGCUUUUAUACUUCCCGGCCUUUCUACAAAAACCUGGACCGUGUGCUGGAGUCCCAUCUCAGGGGUGCUGAAAUUCUCUUUAGUUUAGCCCUGGCUCACUCAAGGCAUGCUGGCAUGGAGGGUCGCUACCCCACGUCUGAUUACUCUCUCCUCACUGAUGCCCGCCGCAACAUCGGGCUCUUCCAGCACCACGAUGCCAUCACUGGCACCGCCAAGGAGGUGGUUGUCAUUGACUACGGUGUCAGGUUACUGCGUUCCCUUGUAGGCCUAAAGAGAGUGAUCAUAAAUGCUGCUCACUUCCUGAUCCUCAGAAACAAGGAUCAAUAUCGUUUCUACCAGACAGAGCCCUUCCUGGAAACGGAUGAUAGGCGUGCAACACAAGACUCACUGCCCCAGCGCACACUCAUUGAGCUGGACUCCACCCCUAGGUACCUGGUGGUGUUUAACCCAGUGGAGCAGGAGAGACUGUGUCUGGUGACGGUGUUGGUGAACUCGGCGCGGGUUCGGGUCUUGACUGAGGACGGGCAGACUCUUCCGGUCCAGCUGAGCGCCCAGUGGACCUCCCCCAGUGAAAUGAGUCAGGACGGGUUUCAGGCCUCCUUUGCCACCCGUCUCCCUGCUCUGGGCCUGGCGGUGUUCCAGCUGUACGACUCCUUCGACUCCGCGCUGACCCUGCGCUCCGACACGGUGCUGCGCUUGAACGGGAGGGGGCUGACGCCCAGGGGCGUGGACCCCCUCCCGCUGCGCGUCCACGCCUCGGACCAGCACGACUUCUACAUCCAGAGCCAGAACCUGCUGCUGAGCUUCUCGGGCUCCACAGGCCUGUUGGAGAGUGUGACGCGCAAGGAGGACCAGCAGGAGGUGAAGCUGCAGAUGGAGUUUUGGAUCUACGGCACCAGGGCAUCCAAGGACAAGAGUGGGGCGUACCUCUUCCUGCCUGACGGUGAACCCAAGCCCUACAUGCAGAAGGAACCCCCAAUAGUACGUGUGGUUGAGGGCCCGUUAUUCUGCGAGGUGGUCACUUACUACCAGCACUUCCAGUUGACUGUCCGGAUCCACAAUUUGCCCGGAGUGGAUGGGCUCUCUCUUGAUAUCACCACCUUGGUUGACAUCAGGGACCAGACCAACAAGGAGCUGGCAAUGCGGCUGGUCACUAACAUCCAAAGCGAGAGUUUCUUUUUCACAGACCUCAAUGGAUUCCAGAUUCAGCCCCGGCGAUACUUCAAGAAGCUCCCCUUGCAGGCCAAUUUCUACCCCAUGCCUACUAUGGCUUACAUCCAGGACAGCCAGUACCGGCUCACUUUGCACACAGCGCAGGCCCUGGGGGUGUCCAGCCUGGAGAGCGGUCAACUGGAAGUGAUUCUGGACAGGCGGCUGAUGCAGGAUGACAAUCGCGGGCUGGGCCAGGGACUGAAGGACAACAAGAGGACUGAAAACAAGUUCAGGAUCCUGCUGGAGAGAAGAGUCUCUGCUAGCAAGCAUGCAGGCUUUCUUUCCACAGUCUCCUCCAUGUUUCACUCUCUCAUCUCCCACAUCUUUGGAGGCAGCACCCAGGAGGUGCAGGACAGCCAGCCGGUCAGCUUCCCCUCGCUGCUCAGUCACAUGACAUCUGUGUACUUGAAUUAUGGGUUCCUGGCUUUUCCAGUGUUGCCAAAAAAACGUGGUGUGCCCCCCCUGCGUUCCUUUGCUCCUCUCUCAGGGACCAUGCCAUGUGACUUCCACCUGCUGAACCUGCGCAACAUUCAGAAUCAGGGCGAGCAGACCCCAUCCCUCGACACUGCCCUGAUCCUGCACCGGAAGGGCUUUGACUGCAGCCUGGAGGCCUGGAACCUGGGCUUCAACUGCACAACCACACAGGGCAAGCUGUCCCUGUCUGGCCUGUUCCAAGCCUUGGAUGUGCAGUCUGUGCAGCCCAUGUCUUUAUCUUUAAUGUACGCUGGGACUCCUCUCUCCAAUGGCUCUCUGAUCAAGAUGGAUCCCAUGGAGAUCUCCACCUUCAAGAUAAGAUUCCGCUAGCUUCUUUCGCCCACAGGGCCUGCAGCAUCAAAUAGAGCACACCUGAUCCACUGUCUGCAGUCUGUCCUCUUGCAGUGCUGUAAAAGCCACUGAACUGGAAAAAGACUUUCAUAUUGCGUGUAUAAAUCCACGUACACACGCAUAUCCAUUGGAACUUUCAAUGUGGCUGGAUUUCAUUCAGGGUAAGCCUGUGCUCUUGGAAAGCAUCAGUUUGUACCACUUUUUCCUGCCCUUUGUGGUGCUCACUACAUUGUUAUUAGGAUCAGCUUGAAGCUGCACAGGACUUGCAUCAAAUAUGAGUGUGGAACUGGGAAAAAUGAGUGUGUGGAAUCCAGAAGCCCUCCGGUCCAUUCAUGUCCAAUAGACUAGGUCUCCUCUGGUCAGACUGAAAGGAACUCUAUUCCCGUGAGAGGUCAGAUCAGCCAGGGGCAGAGAUGGAAACUUGCCAUAAGUAUCUGUGCCAGUCUGCACUCCUCUGAGAAACCAGUCAAUGGCAAUCUGUGCUUGUCUCCACUCACUAGAGCAGCAGUAUUUUGCAAAUCAGCUUUAAGAUUCAUUGAAUCAUAUAAUCUCCUUCUUAAACCCCCUAACAAUGAACUACUUAUAAACUGUAAAAUGGUGUGCUUCAUGGGGGACUUGGAUUCUUGUCAGAUGAACUGCUAUUAUUUCUGUAUUCUGAUUGUUAAGAAUUAUUUUGUACUAUAUCACACACAUUUGCAUCAGGGAGAGACUGAGAUUUGAUUUUCUGUUUUCCUAUUGUACAUAAUCGGGUUUUCGGGUCGGGCAAAGCUUUGUAAAAAAAGUUUGUGCGUUCCUGAAUAUUAUCUCAGUGCCAAAAGCUUAUUGUGUUCUUAUACGAGGGCAUAAUGGCUAUGGUCUCUUUCCCUGUAUGUUUUGUUGCUUGACACCUGUUGAGUCCCACAAAGUUGUUGGUGAAAGGCUAUAUUUAGCUGUGUGUGAGUUCUUUGCUGUAGUAUAUCAGGCUACUUUCAAGCCUCAAAGGUUGAAGGCUGUCAACCCCCUACAACUGUGAAGUGUUAAUAUCAACAACCUGCUUUCUGGCUCCUUUCUAAGCCUUGAGCCUACUAUUGCACUAGUUCUGAGCUAACACGUACAGUACCACUGCACAGGCCCAUGCGUGGCUAGUGGGGUUGGCGGAGUUCACUGGCACAAAGCACUCUUGGUGAAUGGUCAGCCAGAUUUGAUCUAGGAUAGUAUUCACUGUAUGUCUGUAAUAUAAAAACUGCCACUUUGUCAUGUUUAACUUAUUCAUUUGCCAUUAACAUCAGAUUGGCGUUGUUACACUUCAUGCAGUAGAAAAUCCUGCCUCAUUUCGAAGCUAUUAAAAAGAUUGGUAAGUCAUUGCUGCAGACAGGAGACAGCAGGCCUGUGGGUGUAAAAGCUGCAAGCAGGGCCCAGCAUUUGUUUCGUGGUAUAUAGAAGGCCUGUCUGUGUUGACGGUGUCAGGCCUCUCAGCCCAAAGUGUUAUCAGACAUGCAGUGUUGUCACUCUGUCGGCCAGUCCUUUGGCUGUGCUGCCAGACAGCGCGUGAGAAACCUGAAACCCUGUCAGUUGCGUCCUCUACACAGACCUCUCUGCCUGGACUGCACAAGGCUUUAUCUCCUUUAGUGCAGCCACUCUGCUAUUAGACCAUCAGUGUUCCACGCUUCGUAGUUAGACCUUUUAUAUGUUGUAUUUGUUGUAGCUCUUGAUUUAAAAAUGAAAAAAAUAAAUGUUACAGAUUUUA